Anopheles maculipalpis is the source of this 1947-nucleotide messenger RNA. Its product is annotated as carboxylesterase 5A. Lineage: Eukaryota; Metazoa; Arthropoda; Insecta; Diptera; Culicidae. Gene Ontology annotation, biological process: presynaptic membrane assembly; postsynaptic membrane assembly; chemical synaptic transmission. Gene Ontology annotation, cellular component: postsynaptic membrane; cell surface; synapse. Gene Ontology annotation, molecular function: signaling receptor activity; neurexin family protein binding. The transcript is spliced from 2 exons. The coding region runs from base 19 to 1947 and encodes 642 amino acids. The record is from RefSeq and is a predicted model, not a curated record.
AGAAAGUGAAAUUACGCCAUGGUUACGGUGUCGACAGGUCCGAUCCGAACCUUCACCCGGCUGGCACUGCUGCUGAGUUUGCUGUGUCGCGGGGGAAUGGGCCGCGAUCCACCUACCGUGACCAUCCCGGACCAGGGCACGGUGAUGGGCAUGUACAUGAAGAUGUUCCGGACGCAGCGGGUCAUUGCGUACCUGGGCAUACCGUACGCACAGGCACCGGUCAACGAGAAGCGCUUCACGCCACCAGUGGUGGACAAUCUGCCCAGCUGGGAGGGCAUUAAGAAUGCUACCAGCAUGGCACCACACUGUUGGCAUAUGCCGCGUGACACCCAUCGGCGGCACAACCAACUGUUUAUGGAGCUGAUUCGUUCGGGGGACGAUGGUGGAGGUGAUGGUGGUGGCGAGCGGCAGUACGACGAAGAUUGUUUGUUUCUGAACAUCUACAUACCGGAUUCAACCAUGCCAACGGACGGCUACUCGGUGCUAGUUACGUUUCCCACUGGUGACUUUGAUGGCGACACGCCGUUCACGUUAAAUCCCUUCCAGAUGGUGUUCAAGCAGAAGAUCAUCGUCGUGACGGUGGCCUACCGGUUGGGCAUCUUCGGGUUCUUCACCAGCAUGGACGGGGAGGCACCGGGCAACUUUGGCUUGAUGGACCAGUCGGCCGCGCUGCUCUGGAUCAAGCGCAACAUUCGGCUGUUCAACGGGAACGAGGGUUCGGUCACGAUCAUGGGCCACGGGACGGGUGCGGUGUGCGUCGGGCUGCAUCUCACGUCCGGCGACUGGACGGACGACAUGUUCCACAAGGCGAUCCUAAUGUCUGGCAGUCUGCUGCUCGAUUCGAGCGUCCGCACCGCCAAGCAAUAUGCAUCUUCUUUGGACGAGCUGGCGACCGCCUUCGGGUGCUUCCGUCGGCCGACCACAAAGCUGAUGGAUUGCUUACGGCGGGUCGACGCACAGAUUCUGGCGGAAAACUCGCCCCCGAUCGACUGGGGCCCGGUCAUCGAUCGUGGGCUAAGCAACACGACCACACCCUUCAUCUCGGACCACCCGAACAUGCUGGUGCACCAGGGCAAGCUGCGCCGGGUGCCACUGUUGAUUGGCCACACCGACAUGGAGGAGGUGCUGGAGCUGACGAUGGGCGACAUGCUCGAGCAUGGGCUCGGCGCGGAAAUGUUCGAAACGCUGCUAGGUGACGUCGUGAUGGGUGAUCUGGCCGAGAUGGACUUCAACGAAACGCUGUGCGGGGGCAACAUGGACAUCGUGAUGGAGGCGGUCCAGUAUCAGUACAAACCGUACCCUCCGACCACCGAUCCCGUCGCUCUGCGCCGGAAGUACAUCGAGUUCGCGACCGAGCGCAAGUACGUCGCACCAACGAUCGAGCUAGCGAUGCACAUGAGCCAACAGGCGGACACGUUUGUGUAUCGGUUCGACAUCAAACCACGGACGGCGGCCACGCUCAAGGAUGUGCCCGAGUGGGUAGGCGUCCCGCACAAUUUCGAGCUAAUCUUUCUGUGGGGCCUGCCGUACUGGUUGGCGCUCGCCGAACAAAUGCAGUGGGACAGCGCGGACAAGCGGGUGGCCGAUAUCGUGAUGACGUUGUGGGCGAACUUUGCCAAGUUCACCAACCCGACGCAGGUUGGGGUGUACAUCCGGUGGGAAAAGUUUACCGUCACCGAGCCGGGCGUGCUGAUCAUCGACCGAUCGUUCAACAUGAGCGAUCACACGACGAUGAGCUUCGAUGCGGUCAAGUUCUGGAACCAUUACUACCCGAGCGUCAUCAACUUUGCCGCCCAGUGCUGUAACGCCACGUACAAUGGUGGCGGACGGGGCGCAUCACUGAGCGGUGGCAGUCUGGUGGGCAGCUUGCUGGUGGCAACCAUCACCCUUUUCCUGUUACAAUCAUUCGUUCACCUGCACACGACACACUUUGCCUCGCCAACGUAG